Molecule: messenger RNA, 525 nt
Organism: Diprion similis
Lineage: Eukaryota; Metazoa; Arthropoda; Insecta; Hymenoptera; Diprionidae
Gene: wrm1
Exons: 3
Coding region: 133-525 (130 amino acids)
Source: RefSeq, a predicted model, not a curated record
AGGCGUGAACCACCUGCGACUGACUCGAUACAACAUACUUAGACGGUCGAGAAAACACCGUCGAAUCGUGAGGUGAAACGUGUGCGUCGAGUAUUGUUGAUAUUCGAAGUAAGUGAGUAGUAAAUUUGUAAAAUGUCAAUUCUAGAAGAUCGGAAGGCGUACCUGGAUAAUCCGUUUUUCACUAAGCACCAGUACGGCGAUUUUACCCCGUUCUACAUCGCCAUUACUAUUUGCUCGGUUAUCGGUGCUGUCCUAUUUACACUGAACGUCAUAUUCUGUUGGUGUUCGCCGUGGCGUGGCUACUGGCAAAAUCGCCACACCGGAAAUCGAUGGAUACAGUCUGUCUGGACCAAUACGCCGCAUAAAAAUCCACCGUUGGAUCUCACAGAGCUGGAAACUGGACUGACGACUUACACGCGGCACCAGGAACAGAUAGUUCAGUAUCACCAUCGGGAGCCUGAUAUCCAGGGGAUACCGCAGUCGCAGGAAUAUAUCGGACUGCAGAAGAGGGAAAGCGAGAUAUAA